AUAAUGUGCAGAACAGUUCACUAUCACGAACGAGGCUGGGUGAGUAAGUCACGAAGGCCUGCAUGAUCCCUCCUGACUAGAAUGCGAUUUCUACUGGAAUUUGCACUGACUUAAAGAGAGGUUUUCCAUUCUCGGGAUAACAAUAAAAUCGUGCAGAAACAUGCCUGAGAAUAACAACCAGCAGCGCCAGGUUGAGGAGGAGGCAGAGGAGGUGAAGGUCAUCAUGAUGGACAACAUGGAGAAGACUGAGGAACGCAAGGAGAAACUGCAGGACCUUGACGAAAGGGCUGGGGAACUGAAGAGCAAGUCCUUCCACAAGACCGCAACGAAGGUGCAGAAGCAGAUGAAAUGUGACAACGUCAAGGCCUCCUGGAAGCUCAUUGCUGUUGUUGGAGCCAUGGCCGCGAUUAUCAUUAUAGUUGCCAUCAUUAUGUGGGUCAACAAAAAAUCGAGCCCUGAAAUCACGCAUGAAAGAGUCAUUACCCCAAUGCAUGAAAAUGGCAUUACACCAACAACCAAUGGGCCUGGGAUAUAGGCUAAACCAGGACCAAUAUGGCUGAAGAGGAAACAAAUAGUGGACACUAAUCGAAAGAUACUACUAUCGAAAAUUCUGGAGUCGAUGCUUUACUUGUCCUCAUACACCUAUAGGAUACUCCUACUUAUGCAUCAGAGAAGCGAUAAUGUGUUAGGUGCAAAACUCAAAUAAUCCCAUUAUUCAGAAUAUUUUUGUAUUACUAAUUUAUGAUGCAUUACUGGACUUCUUGGGAUACAUUCUAUUUCUUUUUUCUUUAUUCAACAAGGCAAGUCAGUUAAACUCAAAUUCUUAUUUUCAAUGACGGCCUAGGAACAGUGGGUUAACUGCCUUGUUCAGGGGCAGAACGACCAAUUUUUACCUUGUUAGCUUGGGGAUUUGAGCCUUUCGGUUACUAGUCCAACUCGCUAACCGCUAGGCUACCUGCCACCCCCCACAAUUAAGGUUAACCUGAAUAACCUCACAUAUUCAAUGGUACAAUUAAGUUACCAAAUAGUUAUGUCCAGACAUAAAUGUGUUUUAAGAUAUUGGCUAUUAUUUUUACUGGAUGUACGCACCAUUUUCUCUCGGUCAUUCUUGAAGAUUCCUUAUCGGCUAGUCGAACAAACAAGAAUUGCCAUAUAUUAACAUUCAACACAAUUCUCUUAAAAAGAGACUAAAGUCCUCAUAAUAAUGCAUUUUGAAAAAUGUUACAUUUGAUUUAUAGUCACAUUAAAUAAUUGACAACAGCAAUAAUACUUUUUUGUUGCUGUAAGCUAUGGAGUUGUCACCCUUUUGUCACUUUUAAAACAGUCGGCAGGAACUCCCCAAUAGACAGCUGUCUUGUUCUUUUAAAACAGUCGGCUGGAACUCCCCAAUAGACAGCUGUCUUGUUCUUUUAAAACAGU
Oncorhynchus keta (chum salmon) is the source of this 1419-nucleotide messenger RNA. RefSeq lists its product as uncharacterized. Gene Ontology annotation, cellular component: plasma membrane; SNARE complex. The record is from RefSeq and is a predicted model, not a curated record. Gene Ontology annotation, biological process: SNARE complex assembly; vesicle-mediated transport; vesicle fusion. NCBI's taxonomy places the organism in Eukaryota, Metazoa, Chordata, Actinopteri, Salmoniformes, Salmonidae. The transcript has 3 exons. The coding region runs from base 161 to 535 and encodes 124 amino acids. Gene Ontology annotation, molecular function: syntaxin-1 binding; SNAP receptor activity.